Messenger RNA from Pezoporus flaviventris, 1490 nucleotides. RefSeq names its product Rab interacting lysosomal protein like 1 (gene RILPL1). Gene Ontology annotation, molecular function: protein dimerization activity. Gene Ontology annotation, cellular component: cytoplasm; ciliary basal body. The record is from RefSeq and is a predicted model, not a curated record. Lineage: Eukaryota; Metazoa; Chordata; Aves; Psittaciformes; Psittacidae. The transcript is spliced from 7 exons. Gene Ontology annotation, biological process: cilium assembly. Bases 164 to 1360 code for a protein of 398 amino acids.
CCGGCCAAGUUUAAACACCCCCCCCCGGCACCGCCGGGACAGCCCGAGUUUGCGGGAGUUGCGCGGGGCCGCGGCCCGGGUGCGGGGUUCGGCUGCCGGGGGGUGCCCCGCGAAGAAGACGCCCCGCUGCUGCCUAUGAGGGUGCCGCGGGGCAGGGCGAGCCAUGGACGGCGGCGGCGGGGUGCCGCCCGCCCUGGAGAAGAACGCGGCGGAGCUGACGGUCAUGGACGUGUACGACAUCGCCUCGGCCGUGGGGCAGGAGUUUGAGCGGGUGAUCGAUCAACACGGCUGCGAGGCCAUCGCCCGCCUCAUGCCCAAGGUGGUGCGGGUGCUGGAGAUCCUGGAGGUGCUGGUGAGCCGCAACCACAUCAACCCCGAGAUGGAGGAGCUGCGCCUGGAGCUCGACCGCCUGCGCCUGGAGAGGAUGGACCGCAUCGAGAAGGAGCGGAAGCACCAGAAGGAAUUAGAACUGGUGGAGGAUGUCUGGAGAGGGGAGGCACAGGACCUCCUUACUCAGAUUGCACAGCUGCAGGAGGAGAAUAAACAACUGAUGACAAACUUGUCUCACAAAGACAUUAAUUUCACAGAAGAGGAAUUUCAGAAGCAUGAAGGAAUGUCAGAGAGAGAGCGGCAAGUCAUGAAGAAGCUGAAGGAAGUGGUAGAUAAACAGAGGGAUGAAAUCAGAGCAAAGGACCGGGAACUCGGACUUAAAAAUGAGGAUGUAGAGGCUCUUCAGCAGCAACAAAACAGGUUAAUGAAGAUCAACCACGACCUGCGGCACCGCAUCACUGUUGUUGAGGCUCAGGGGAAGGCGCUGAUCGAGCAGAAGGUGGAGUUAGAAGCUUAUCUUCAAACCAAGGAGCAGGAGAUGGGCAACCUGAGAGCAGAGCUGGGGAGACUGAGAGAAAAACUGCAGGGUGAGGACAGCCAGAAUGGGGAGGAAGUGAAGGCAGAACCCAACAAUGAUGACUGCCUCUCCGACUCAGAGAAGAUGGCAUUGGACUUAAAAGAUCCCAAUCGUCCAAGAUUCACCUUGCAGGAGCUCCGGGAUGUCCUUCAUGAGAGGAAUGAAUUGAAAUCUAAAGUGUUUUUACUUCAGGAGGAGCUUUUAUACUACAAAAGUGAGGAAACUGAAGAAGAAAUGAGAUCCCCUCAACCUACACCCAUAAUUCAGCCUAAACCCUCAACUCAGCCUGAAUCUGGAAUCAAACGACUGUUUAGUUUCUUCUAUCGGGAUAAGAAACGCAUGCAGGCAGCACAGAAAAAUGUCCACUUCCAGGAUACUUUUGGAGAAUGGUCAAAUUCACAUAAAGAUGACUCCUACACCGAGCAAGGACAAGAAGCCCUGCAGCACCUGUGACUAAAGCCUUGAGGUGUUCUGUUUACCACAGUAGACCUCAACACUCCAGUAACAAGAAGCUUCUGUAACCAAAAUCUGGCAGCUCAUCACUUUCAUUUGCCUUGUGCACCUCAGUGUGUUUGAGAUGGAC